AUCCAUUAUCAUCCCUCGUCGACUCUACCGCUUGUCCCCCACAACCACUUACUCGCGCUCACGACGCUGAGCGCAACGGCGACGACGACGACAACGACAACGACGAGCUAGAAGUUAACUAUACCGAUAACGGCACUGAUCAGUUUUCACAAGCGAGCCGAAGGAUUCAAGUCAGAACCAGCGGCAGGCUCCAAUUCAAAUCCCAACCAAGCCGAUAGCAAAGAACUUAUCAGCGACUCCAAGCAUCUAUGGCUGGUUCGCUUACAAUCGACACAAUACAUGGACUGCCAAAGGGUUUCAUGGGUUGUCACACCGUCGCCACUGGCUCCAGCUCGAAGAUGACCCUGUCCGUUUACAACUCAAUGAUGACAAAUGGAACCUCUUCCGCUACAACCUCAUCGUACGUUCACCGCCAUUGGAAGCCAGCAAGCUCCACCACAACCACCAUCUACGGAUACACACGUCCGGGUCCCUCAACCCGUGCCGCAUCUGAACCACCAACACACGUAUGCGACGUCGAAAUGCUCGACAUUUCAGAACAAAGCAACCGCAGUGGUGGCUCUCCCUCGGACUCAAUGGGGCGAGAACAACAAUCGACUCCGACGCAACAAACGAAUGGAAGUCACGAGAACCCAAGCUCCAACUUAAAGAGGUCGCAGAGUCAUUGGGGUUUAUUCCCUGUGACGAUGAUGCCCUCCACCACGGAUUCUGACCGUGUUUGUUCUCCUGUUGAGGAGGUAUCAGAAAGUCAAGAACGGGAAGAUGACUCGUCCCAACCCUCCGCUUCGUCUUCAUCCGAGUCCCAAGCCAUGAUGCGGGCUUCCUCCCUGGCGCCCACAGAAAUCGACGACCCCGACGCUGACCAACUUGCCACACUCCUUACCUCCCACAACAUCAAAAUCCGAGAUUACGCAUACGUCCCCUCCACUCGACCACCCGUAGCAGAACUGUUCGACCAAUACGAGGGUAUAGCGGAAUAUGAGUAUCGAUUGCGACAGCGACCUCGACUGUACCCCAUCACUGGAAAGGUUUUGAGGCGGCUGUUGGAUAUCGGGUGGGUUACCAUGGAUGAGGUGAACAGUCGAUGUCAUGCUAUGGACUUCGAGGAGCUCAGAAAAGCGGACGAGAGGCCUGGAGGACCUUACCCGUACAUCGUACGUUGGAAGGAAGGGGAAUAUAUUGCAGGAGGCAUCUUGGUUGCGGCUCCCAACUCCGAACGGCAGAGGGUUCAGGUUAUGGAGGCUAGGCGUGAGAAGUGGAUGAGAUUGGACCGGGUGAGGCGGCGUAUGGAGUUGGAGAUGGAGAGCGAGAGGGUUGAAAGAGAACGUGCUGAAGAGGUCUUGAGGGCGAGGAGACUGCAAUUGAGGAGGGAGAUGAUGGAGAGGCGGAAACGGUCACUCGGGGAUAUUGAAGAGGACUCUUCAUCUGGACCGAAGCGACGCAAGGUGGAGGGAGACGAGGUCGCUGAGGAGGAGGAAUUCGUGGAGUCUCAAAACGACUAUAACGUGCCCGACGACUUUAUGGACGACGCAGAAGAACCCGCUCUCGGAUCCCAGCAGGAACCCGAGCCGUGGACGCGCGAAUACUGGGAUAAACAGCCUGGCAUGGCUGCUUUCAAACCUGAAAAGCAAUACCCCGCUCCCUUGUCGGAAUACGACCCCGAGAUCUAUCCCGAAGCAAGGAGUAUCAUCGAGAGCCAGGAGCAGAGUCAGCAGAGGAGGGGCGCGCUUUUGCACCACAGCCCAAGUCCUGGACCCUCUUCGUCACCUUUUGCACCUUCGUCGUCAUCGCCUGGAGCUGGUCCGUCCACCAGGCCAUUGCAGCCUGCGGGCACGCAACCGCUCGUGAGGACGGAUACGCCACCGCUUGAGGAGAGUCAGCCUAGCCAACCUCAGCACCAGAUGGGACCAGGGCUAGGUAAACCGAACAGGGGUUUGAAGAGGACACUCAGUCGGACUCAGACCUUCUCGCAGUUGUAG
Messenger RNA from Coprinopsis cinerea okayama7#130, 1979 nucleotides. RefSeq lists its product as hypothetical. The transcript has 2 exons. NCBI's taxonomy places the organism in Eukaryota, Fungi, Basidiomycota, Agaricomycetes, Agaricales, Psathyrellaceae. Bases 687 to 1979 code for a protein of 430 amino acids. The record is from RefSeq and is a predicted model, not a curated record.